AGUAUUCAUUAGCUCCAAUAUGGGAAAUUGUUCUUUCAAAGAAGAUAGAGAUGGUGAAGAAGUUUCAUGCAAAGUUGUUACAAAGAACCAAUUCAUGAUGAUGUAUGUCAUCGGUAAAGGCGGCUUCGGAAGGGUCUGGAGAGUCCAAGAAGGCGAUUGACAAUACGCCAUGAAAGAAAUGUCCAAACAAAGAAUUCUAGCUAAAUAAAAGCGUGAACUCAGUCUUGAAUGAAAGAAAUCUCCUUUCCAAGCUCCACCAUGACUUUAUUGUAAACAUGAAAUAUGCUUUUCAGGAUAGGCAUAAUCUAUACCUCGUAAUGGACUACCUGGGCGGAGGUGACCUCAGAUAUCAUAUUUGUAAGCAUAGAAGGUUCACCGAGCUUCAGACCAAGUUCUUCGCAGCUAACAUCGUCCUUGGGUUAGAAUACUGCCACAAGAACAGCAUAAUUCAUCGUGACAUCAAGCCUGAAAACAUCGUUUUUGACAAUGAGGGAUAUUUAAGAAUAACUGACUUUGGAAUCGCAAGAAUUUGGAACCCAGAAAAUAAAAAGGACACUAGUGGAACUCCAGGUUAUAUGGCUCCUGAAGUUAUGUGUCGUCAAAAUCAUGGAGUCGCCGUUGAUUAUUUCGCCCUCGGAGUUAUAGUAUUUGAGUGCAUCUUCGGAUUUAGACCCUACCGAGGAAAAUCGAGGAAGGAGAUUAGAGAUCAAAUCUUAGCUAAACAAAUCAAGAUCAGAAGACAUGACAUCCCUGAAGGAUGGACUGCUGAAGCAUGAGACUUCGCUAAUAAGUUAUUACAAAGGAAACCUGGGUCUCGCCUCGGCUAUAAUGGACCAGCUGAUGUCAAAUCUCACCCAUGGUUCGAUGGAUUUCCUUGGGAAAAAUUAAAAUAAAAAGCAGUUGAUAGCACCGUUUAUCCCAGAAAGUACCGAUAAUUUUGACGUCAAGGUUACUAAUGACGGUUGGAAAGAUGAAGAUACUGAUAAAAUGAAAGAAGCUAACUUGUUAUUAAGAAGAGAAACUGUACAAGAUCUAUUCAAAGGCUAUUAUUACGACCAAUCUUUUGAGAGCUUUGGGUAUAAUAUAGAGGAGAAAUAUAGACCAGACCCUCGCAUAUUGCAACAUAAAAGAGUUCCUGUCUCAAGAACUAUGAAGCCAUCCCCAGCUAGAAAAAUGAGCUCAAGCCAGAGGAAGGUCACUCGAAGCAACAGCGGAGUUGGAAGAUCGAGAACUAAUUCGCAGCAUAACAGCAUCACUCCAGGGUCAACAGAAGAAAGAAAGAGUAAUAUUUAGUGGAACUUUCCAAAGAUACAAACCUAUUUCUCGCCCUGAAAGUGCGACUAUGAGUAAAAAUCAUUCAAAGAAUAUUAUGAAGCAUAAGAUCAGGUCCAGCGGUAGUGGAAUUACUAAAAUGGCACUUCCAAAAGGUCCUUUUCACUACAGAAAUGAGUCGAAGAAGAUCUCCCAGAUAUGAUCAAGAAGCAGUACGAGAAGGUCAACAAAAGCAGGAUUAUCUUCCCAGCAAUAGAUAAGCUAUUUUUGAUUUUUUCAAUUAAGCAA
This is a messenger RNA of Moneuplotes crassus, 1560 nucleotides long. The record is from the annotation of a GenBank genome assembly. Lineage: Eukaryota; Ciliophora; Spirotrichea; Euplotida; Euplotidae.